GACGAUCUGGACGAAAGCGACAUCAGUGCCUGCAACAAACCAAACGCCAACGGUGGUUAUCAGAAGCUGAUCUUGACUACCGAGGAAAAGCGACUGCUCGCCAAGGAAGGUAUCUCCCUGCCGACGUGUUAUCCGCUGACCAAGCACGAAGAACGGGAGCUGAAACGGAUCCGGCGAAAGAUCAGGAACAAGAUUUCGGCCCAGGAUUCGCGCAAGCGCAAGAAGGAGUACGUCGAUGGACUCGAGGAAAGGGUCAAGCAAUGUACCGAGGAGAAUCAAACCCUGCUGAAGCGCAUCAAAAUCCUGCAGAGCCAAAACCACGAUCUCAUGAGUCAGAUGAAGAAGAUCCAGUCGCUGCUGACGAAAGGUACCGGUAAAACUACCCAGCCAGCCACUUGUUUGAUGGUGCUGCUGUUGAGUAUGGCCCUGGUGGCUGUCCCGAACCUAAAGCUGGGCGGAUCCAACCAACAGCAAAACAUCCAAGAUUCGAUUGAAAUGGCCGAACUGAUCCAGGAAGCUGCUUCGGAGAAAACACAGGUUCAAUCGCCACAGACCCAGAAUCGGCGCUCGCUCCUGUUCGAUACCAAGGAACAGCUCGGUGACGCAUUAGUCGAUGAGGAGGUAAACUUUGACGAAAUCAUGUCGUUCAAUGUGAACUCGUUGAUUGCCAGCGAGCACGAUUAUUCCUCCGAGGGAGAACCGAUGGCGAAGAAGGCCAAAAUCAAUCAUUCGUUGGUGGACUACGACGUGGAUGACGAUAUUUGGAACGGCAGUAGCAAGAUGCGAAUCAAACUGGAACUGGACGAGAGACAAUUUAACAAGCAACAGGAUCAGAGCUCAGGAUUUAACAUAAAGAAGGAGCACUGCAGUGAAGUCAUCGUCAACCAAGACCUGUUCGAAGCAAUGUCUAAGAAGAGCACACUUGAGCUGGUCAAUGGUUUACAUUUGGACACGAUAAGCCAAACAAACGGUGGAUUCAAUAAGGACAUUGCCAAUAUCGAGUUGCUUGCUCCUGGAGUUCAAAGCUCAUCGAAUGUUGAGGAAGUUGGUAAAAAACUAAACGCCUCGCAGCAGAUCCAACAACAAAAUGGAAAAAGGAAGCUACUACUUUAAAUGUUCCCUUUUUCAAAAACAUCCUUAAAAUACUGCUUGGCUGUUAUUUGCUAGAUGUGUACAUACUACGAUAAAACAAAAACUGUUAAAAACCUUACCCCUUAGCAACAUUCAUUAUAGAAACCUAAAUUUGAUUAAGUUUUUCCAAAUUUUACCUCUGUAAAAGCUUAACAAUCUCCUGUUUGCAUGCUGGCAUUUUACGCUUUCCAAGUUUGCGGAGAAGCACUUUGAUGAUUACGUAUACCGUCCCUUAAGCGGUGUUAUUUAUGUUAUUCGAACAUACUGAUAUAAACUGAGAAGAGAAAUCAAUCAAUCUAAUAGUAUUGGAAUACCUAUUAUAGUGUUAAACAAGAUUUUUCGACUUAGACACAGGAAACUACUGUUCUAUUAGUUUGUUAUUUGUUUCACAAAUUCUAUAUAUUUUAUGUCUAUUAUGAAUAUUUGUGCAAUUUUAUAUUUUUUUUCUAAACCUUUACUUAGUUGUAACUUUUCACACAUCUCACCACGUGGUCUUAGUUUUGUGCAAAUAUUUUUGUUUAACGGUACAUGAAUGAUGAAGCAUCUAUUAUAAAAUAAAACUUACAGUUAUAGCCGGGAAAAUAUAACAAUUUUUUUGCCUUAGGUUUAUUACUUAAGUUUAUUCAUUCGACUUCAUCUUAAUGAAUAUGCGAGUCUUCGCAAUAUGUAGACAAGAAUAUUUCCCACAUGCAUUGAAUCACUGUCUCGUUAAGAAUAGGAAGUUAAUAUGAGCAGACAUCUUGAACCACUUUACGAAAAAUAUACUUCUACUUUUCGAUCCAUCGGAUCCAAAGCAUUCAUUGUAACGGUAGAGAAUUUCCAUUAUUUCCAUCUAGACAAAUAGUACGACUAUUAAACGUUGCUGAAUAAUAAGCAAAUAUCGAUAGAUAUAACCACAAGACAAAAGUGCAUAACUAUUAUCAUUGUAAUAAAUAGCUGUAUAUAAACACAA
Molecule: messenger RNA, 2083 nt
Organism: Uranotaenia lowii
Lineage: Eukaryota; Metazoa; Arthropoda; Insecta; Diptera; Culicidae
Product: probable basic-leucine zipper transcription factor J
Exons: 2
Biological process (GO): regulation of transcription by RNA polymerase II
Cellular component (GO): nucleus
Molecular function (GO): RNA polymerase II cis-regulatory region sequence-specific DNA binding; DNA-binding transcription factor activity, RNA polymerase II-specific
Source: RefSeq, a predicted model, not a curated record